This is a messenger RNA of Meloidogyne enterolobii, 432 nucleotides long. The record is from the annotation of a GenBank genome assembly. Lineage: Eukaryota; Metazoa; Nematoda; Chromadorea; Rhabditida; Meloidogynidae.
ACAAAAAUGGCCUCCUUUCUCUCAAAAACUAAUCGUCAAAUUUUGAUUACUCUUCUCAUUUCUUUCGAAACAAUUUGCAUUAUUUCUUCAUUAGAAUUAACUGAUCUUGGAGAGCCGGUAAACUGUAAAAGCUUAUAUGAUCAGGCUAACAAGACAAUAACCGAUCUUGGCUCCAACUGGCGAGAUGAACUUGAAAAAAUGCGUAAAAACUAUACAGAAGAGAUUACACAAUGCAAACAAAAUUUAAAUACAACAGAAUAUCCACAAGUCGGUGAAUAUCUUGAUUACGAAUUAAAUCUUUUUGGCGACUGCGCAAGUUCGAAUACAUGGCAAACAGUGGGAAUCAUAUUCAUUAUUGCUUUUGUGCUUUCAACUGCUGGAUUAGCUGUUGUUUCAGUUUUAUAUUACAAGAAUUUGAGACGAAAUAUUUAA